Messenger RNA from Musca domestica (house fly), 4440 nucleotides. RefSeq lists its product as uncharacterized. The transcript has 5 exons. The record is from RefSeq and is a predicted model, not a curated record. NCBI's taxonomy places the organism in Eukaryota, Metazoa, Arthropoda, Insecta, Diptera, Muscidae. Gene Ontology annotation, biological process: neuromuscular synaptic transmission; neuron-neuron synaptic transmission; clustering of voltage-gated calcium channels. Gene Ontology annotation, cellular component: presynaptic membrane. The coding region runs from base 2445 to 3830 and encodes 461 amino acids.
UUGUUUUGUUCGCUGUCUGGCUUGCUCGCCCGCUCGCUCGCUUAUUUGCUUUGUGUGUGAGAAAUGAAUGGAGGGAUGACUGGCUGGCUGGCUGCCUGCCUGUUUGGUUGGGUGGACGGAUAGAUGGAUGGAUGGAUUAUCGUUGUGUGAGCUUUGAAAUCAGUUUUAGUUCAUAUUGUGAGUCGCUGCUGCUUAGAGAUAUAUCAAUUCUGCUAUAUACUGAUGUUGUUGUUGUUGUUAUUGUUGCUGCAGAACUAAGUAACGGAACAGCCACUGGCUGAGAGUGAAAAACAAUUUUUCUUCCAUUGAUGAUGAUGAUGUUGUUGUUUUUGUUGUUGCCGUCUUUACUGAGUUGAGAAUUUGAGUUGAAUUUUUCAAAUGGUACGGCAGCACCUAUGGAUUAUGGCUAGGCGCUAUCUGAUCAGUUGCAAAUUUUACUUUUAACCAUUCGAACGAGUUGCUAUAAGAACUGGAACAACAAGAAGCAAAAAAAAAAAAAACAACAACAGAUAGCGAAACGACACUUUGUGAUUUUGUAAAACGGAUAUUGUACGAACGAGGAUUAUCCUUUCGCAUAUAGGAAAUUAAAAGAAAAACAACUUCCGGUACGUUUAAUAAAAGGAAAUAAAAAAGCGAAAUAGAAAUAAAAACAAAAAUCAAAUAAACACACCUUUCCAUAGCAAUUUUUGAAAUAAAAAUUCCAAAAAAAAAAAAAAAACGAAAUUAAACGCAUCAGCCCCUACAUAAUCGGACGCAGUGAAAGCCUUUGCAAGAGUGUGUGUGUAUGUUUUUAGUGUGGAUCCAAACUUAAUUCUGUGCGUGUAAGAGUGUGUGGUAGUCAUAAUUUUUUUGUUACAUUUGAAUAAAAAAGAAAAUAAAAUAAUAAAUAAAAAAAUUGAAUAACAAAGCGGAACAAGAAGAAAGGUGCACCAGAACAAAAUAAAAACCAGAAUCACAAAAAAAAAAAUUACUGUGCCAAACAAUAACGGCGAAACUGUGUCACUCCAUUCACAUUUGUAGUAUUAUUUUGAAACUUAGCGUAUUUUUUAAACAUUUAUAUUAAAUUUAUCACUUGUAGAUUUUUCGAAUUGUGAAUUGUUUUUUCUUAAAAAGGUGUUAAUAAAACAUUGUAAUAUUAUUGAUAAAGAUAAAUAUGAUCUAUGGCCAAUCAUCAUAUUUAUAGAAAAAUAAAAACAAUGACAAGCUAAAUAUUCAACACAAACAAAGUUGUUAAUUGUAAAAUAAUAGAAGUUUUUAGACGAAACACGUUUUACGAGAGAGACUACUGUGAGGCGCACAACUAAGAAAUAUAAAAAUAAAAAAAAACAAGAUUAUCAGAUAAUUGGCCCAUAACUAAAUGUAACAAAUAGCGAUAAAACUAAACCCCUGACGAAUAGCAAAGCCCUUGGCUUAUCUUGAAUACAGAUUUUGGUGAUAUCUCAGUUUGACAAAGAGGAAUUAUCGUUUGUCCAUCACAAUUUACAACAACAAAUAAGCGACAAUAAAUGCAAAGCAAAUAAGACAGCAACAAAUACAUCUCCAUAUCCUCCUCCAUCCACAAUUUUUCUGUCAUCCAACCAUAUUUGAGGAAUUAAUUAUAAAACAAGGCAAAAACGUGGCAACAAUUAGCACAUCAUUGAAUAACUGUUGCAUAGGAAGACAGUGGGCCGAGAGUGAGACAGUCAGCCAGCAAGUCUGAGGGAAGAAGAGACUCGGCAAAUUAGUGAUUGCAACAUCAGAGAUUGGAUUAGAUUGAAUGGAUGCAAGGAGGUGGUAAUGAGUAUGACGUAAAAAUUACACCUCAUCCAGAGACAGAGAGAGAGAGAGAGAAAGAGAGAGGCCAAAAGUGAAAGGUAAGAAGGAGAGGAGACCAACAAAAACAAAACCAACUAUUGCUGGGGAGGAACUGAGGCAAAACAUACGUCAACGACAACGCCUUGUGAUAAUUGUACCUGAUAAUUGCCAUAAAUUUAUUGUUGUGUUAUUAUUAGUAUUGUUGUUGCUGCUGCUGCUGUUGUUGUAUGGCUGCUGCUCAUUUGAAACGGCAAAUUUCUCAUUGUCCCCAAGGCGAAUUUGACAAGACCAAUACCCCCCAGCAUCGGCACUAAUUAGCCUCAAAAUACAGUCGAAAAAGCCAACAACAACGAUAACGACUACGACAAACAAUCUGGUCACCUUAACACCACCACCACCACCGCCCUAUCAGCCAUUUGUUGGUCCAUCAGCGCUGAAAAUGUUUCCCUAUGAUGCAGGCCUGAGAUGAUAUUUGUUUUGGAAAUAAAGCUCAAGGUCAAGGCUAAAGGUUGAAGCUUAAUCCGAUUGUGAAACACUCUCACGCACACACACACACAGAGCUGCCAUAUUUUCUAAGCUAGCAACAACAGCAAAAGAAACCAUUCAAGAUAUUCUCUUAAGACCCAAGUGGGAACCAAUACCCCAUCACUAUGAUGCUACACAAUGAGGCCGAUCGUAAAAAUGAAGAUUCUGAGCCAUGCCUGCCACCGCCCAGCAGCUGUCAGAAGGCUCAAAUAGUUCCGACACAUCACACCACACCUGCAUUGCCACCAACACAGUCGACAACAACACAAGCUGUAACAACAACAUCACUACCACUACCAGCCGCCACAUCGAAAAAGAAGAAAGAACGCAAUUCCCAUGAUUUGCUCCUGGAAACCCUAGACGUUCUCUUAUCCUGCUUUGUUGUGGCGCCCUGUGUCAUUGCCUAUUGGCGCGGCACCUGGGAACUGAUUGGUGUCCUGAUAUUUCCCCAAAACAUCCCGCUGUCCGCCCUCUGCUCGUUCCUCAUUGGCGGCAUUGGACAUUUUGUCUUUACGCUGACGCAGCGCUUCUUCAUCGAUCACAUACAUCCGGACAAACAUCGUCUCACGUACUACGUCAUCUCACGCUGUUACACCUUUGUGUUCGGCAUCGUAUGCGUGAACAUGUGGCGGGGGUCAUGGGUCCUCUGCGACUGGCUGACCAGUGCCAGUUCGUUGAUAAUCAUUUGCAUUGUGACCUCGGUGGCGGUACUGUUCCUGAUUGCCACACGAACGGUGAGGAAUCUGGGCGCUGCACCGUAUUCGGUGAUAAUGGAUCACAAGAGUGAUUAUUUCGAUGUGGAGACAAUGUUUAAGAUUGCGGGCUUUCAACAACCUGGCCUAUAUGUUAUGGACACAUUAUUUUCGAUAUUUGUUAUUGGUACACUGGUGGUAAUAGCAUGGAGAGGUCUGUGGGGCAUAAUGGAUUUAACGGUGUAUCCCGGCGAGAAGGCCAAAUCGGCAUGGUCAUCAUUGAUAAUGGGUUAUGUUACGGUCGGUUUUACAUUCGUUCUGCAUCCCUUUGUCCGUUGGGUGUGCAAGCGUAUAGAUGGCAUUUUCAAAUUGAUAUUUUGCGAUGUGUAUUAUUUUGCGGAGUUUUUCGGGGCGGUCAAUGCCUGGCGUGGCAUAUGGAAUCUGUUGGAUGUGUAUGUUUAUCCAGAUAAUCUAAUCUUGAGUUACUGGCUAACCCAUGUCAUUCCGUUUCUGAUUCUGGCCGCCCUCAAGUGCUCCAAUUCGAUUUUGGUGCGUGGUGUUUACUUGGAUGCCGAUGGUGUGGGCGGUGAAUGUGUCGAUAUACCCAUACACUAUGUACGCCUACAUUUCGAAAGGGAACGCAAGAAACGUUCCAUGGGCUUUGGCUAUGGCCACCACCACCACCACCAAACGAAACCAACGAAUCUUUUAGUUAAGACACCUAACGAUAAGAAUGCCCAAAGAGUUCUAAUUGAAAAACCCAUGAAAUCGGAGAUUAAAAUACAAUCUGGCAUGGAUGCUGCCACGCAAUUGGUUUGACCCGCUCGAAAUUGAACUGAUUAGCCAGGCCAGCCCCACCACCAUCUCAUUCUCAUUAGCAAUUGUAGAAAGCAACUAUCUUUACUUCUCACCUCCCCCCACGCCACAUUCUCUGCAUAAACUCCAAAAAAACAAAAGCAAGCCAAGCCAAAAGCAGCACCCCAAAUCUCCACAAGAGAUUAGGAACCGAAUUCCAAAACAGAAAACAGCAACAACAACGAUUCCCUAGACUACAUUCCAUUUUUUGUAUUAGUCCUUCUCUCCACACCCAUAUAUAUAUAAAAAUAAAACAAAAGAACCUAUAUCUCUUGUACUAUUUAAGAUGUAAGAAAAGAAAAUUAACAAAAAAAUACUUAAAGUUUUUUGUAAUUGUUGUGUUAGAUUUUGUUGUUUAAUUAAUUAAGUUAAUUAUUUUUAUUUGUUAUUAUAAUUAUUAAAAAAUUAUUACUAUUAUUAUUGUUGUUAUUAUUAAACAAACAAACAAGAAAAAACAAAAACAAAUUGUAAAAUUGUACAAAUCAUUCGCGUUUAAGUAGCAAAAGUUCCAAACGAUCAAAAAACCCCAAGACAAGAAAUGACAAUAAAAAGAAUUAUAAAUCUCCAUAAUUUA